AGAAAACCGAUAACAAUCAAUCCAUAAAGAACACGGACAUCGAUCAUAACCUAUAACAUCAACAUCGGAUACACAAAAAGUUUGUUUCUGCAUUAAAUAAAUCAUAGAACUGGAGAAAAAUAAAGCGUCAUUUUGCACAUAAUGCAUUCUUAGUUAUGCUGAUACAUCCAUAUACUACGCCUCAACACUAAGUCCUUUUCCAUGCAUGGUCGAGGGAUGGCAUCUCAGCAAAUCCAUGCGUGGCAAAAUUCACACCUGCCACAAACUGGCCACGUUGCCCUUCGUCUCCAUAUUGCAAAUGUGUAUGCCCCUGCAUUUCUUUUUCAACUUCAACACGCGCUUCCUCUUUUGUCCUUCCAGAAGGACCAAGGAAUAAGCAUAUUCAAAUUUCAACCUCAAAACCAAGUCAUGACUUUAGACAUGUUGACUUUACAGCGUCACAUGGUUUUAUUAUGCGUUUACUUCUUCAAAGCCAAAGACACUAAUGACUUCCAGACCUGUCAUCAUUUUCAAACUCAAAUCUGACCCGCAAGUUCUUUGCGAAAUUCUUCAUUGAAUUCUCAUCUUCACAUAAGGUCUAUCAAUUCUAAUCUAUUCUUGCUUACUAGCUAGUUACUAUAUCCGAAACCCAAUUGAUUAUGCAGAUGCUGGUUCCCUUGUAUCACAAGAGUAGCUGUGAGCUGUGCGUUCGGCUUAUUCCAAUCCAAGUUUAGACCAUUCAUAGGACCGACAGCGGAAGAACAGCAAAAUGAGCUCGCCCCUGUUGCACGAAUUCAGAAAGCGAGCUUCUUUCUUCCUCAAGGAGAAAAUCAAGACAGCUAGAUUAGCACUCACUGAUGUCACCCCUGCACAGUUGAUGACAGAAGAGGCUACAAAUGGAAAUCCAUGGCCCCCGGCUUCGCCGACACUCAGAUUAAUUUCUAGAGCUGCUUUUGAACUUGAAGAGUAUUGGAGGAUCGUCGAGAUUCUGCACAAAAGAUUGCUUAAAUUUGAAAAGAAGGAUUGGAGGGCCUCUUACAAUUCUCUGAUUUUGCUCGACUACCUACUAACUCAUGGGCCGGAAAGUGUUGCAGUGGAAUUCCAGAGCGACAAAGAUGUUAUUAAUCAGAUGAAAGGCUUUCAGCAUAUUGAUGACAGAAGGUUCAAUUGGGGCCUAACUCUCCAGAAGAAAUCGGAACGCAUAUUGAUGCUGCUGGAAGAUGGGCCACUUCUAAAGGGAGAGAGGGAACGUGCUCGGAAAGUAACCAGAGGAAUUCAAGGUUUUGGGAGUUUCAGCGAACGGUCAGCUCCAAGAGAAGCAUCAUCGUCAACACCAUUCGGCAGAUGUCACUCGGACUUCAACAACCAUCACACUGUAGAAUUUGAAACGAUGUACUCUCGUGAUGAUUUGGGUGAAAUUGGUAUGCUUCAGAAUUCUGAUACAAGCACGAAAGAAGACAUGGCUGCUGGAAAGAAAGAGGAGUCACAUCUGUGGAACUUGAAAGAGGAGUCUGAUCCAAUGAUAAACCGUGGCAAAGGAUAUUCCAGGCUUCAUAUGUUCAUGGACGAACAAGAAUAUGAUCACCCAUUUAAUUCUACAGAUAUGCAUGUCAAUGCUUCCCUGCUUUCUGCUGGAGACAGAAUACUCCAACGCUGCUAAUUAUCUGUCUUUAGUUUGCAAAAUUUGCGUAUUCCUUGACAGAAGACCAACAUGGACUGGGCUACCAACCUCCUCCAGUUACUGCAAUGUAAAGGGUUCGCCACUCGGCCUCUCAAUUUUUUUUCAAGAAAAAAUAUAGCAAGUUAUUGUGUUCUUAUGAUUACAUAAACAACGCUGUUGCGAUGCUGCUAUUUCAGUAUUCAGUCGUGAAAUGAACAUGCAUUUGGCUAUUUUUUGGUUUAAUCAGGAGCCAUAUGCGGCACAAAUUAAGGCAGCCUAAUUUUCUUUCA
Neltuma alba is the source of this 1929-nucleotide messenger RNA. RefSeq names its product epsin-2-like. Gene Ontology annotation, molecular function: phospholipid binding; clathrin binding. Gene Ontology annotation, cellular component: plasma membrane; endosome; clathrin vesicle coat. The record is from RefSeq and is a predicted model, not a curated record. Lineage: Eukaryota; Viridiplantae; Streptophyta; Magnoliopsida; Fabales; Fabaceae. Bases 749 to 1639 code for a protein of 296 amino acids. The transcript is spliced from 4 exons. Gene Ontology annotation, biological process: endocytosis.